AUGGAUGAAACAAAAUUACCCCUCAUUCAUAUUCUGCUCCUAAUCACUGUUCUUGCUCGUCUCCUAACUGCCAUCAUUGUAACCAAUCUGCCACAUCUGGUGCAAAAUACCAUUUCUCUACUGUGGUUACAGAGUCAGCUAGAAAUGCAAGCCUCCAUUCUAUUCAUCCCUCUGACCCACACUGCCCUCUCCAACUUAAUGCCAACAUUGAUUGGAAUGCAGACACAGGAUAAUACCUCUGAUUUGUAA
Messenger RNA from Serpula lacrymans var. lacrymans S7.9, 249 nucleotides. RefSeq lists its product as uncharacterized. Bases 1 to 249 code for a protein of 82 amino acids. The transcript is spliced from 2 exons. The record is from RefSeq and is a predicted model, not a curated record. Lineage: Eukaryota; Fungi; Basidiomycota; Agaricomycetes; Boletales; Serpulaceae.